AUGCGCACGCACCUGCAGGGGCUGCGCGCGGAGGGCCACCGCCGCACUCUGGUGGUGCGCAGGAUCCACCGCCUCGGGCUCGACUCGCCCGAGAAGCUAAGGGCCCACUUCGAGCAGUACGGCGCGGUGGAGGCCGUGCUGGUCACCCACUCGCACGUCCGCAGCGAGCGCAGGUCGAGGCCAGCGGUCACCACGCGCAUCCGCCCAGCGCACCUCGGUUUCGUCGUCAUGGGCGGCGCCGAGGGAGCGGAGGCGGCGGUGGGGGACGGCGAGGCCCACGUCGUCCUCGGGAGUCCCAUCGAGGUGCAGCGCUUCGUGCCCCACCGCGGGGAGCCCGCGGGGGCGCCGCGCGACAGCGACGAGGCCGCCGACGCCAGCGAGGGCAUGGCAGACGACGAGCAGGACAGCGCCACCGAGUCCGCGUCGCCCUCGCCUCGUCGCGCCGCGGCCCAGUAG
This is a messenger RNA of Prorocentrum cordatum, 456 nucleotides long. The record is from the annotation of a GenBank genome assembly. Lineage: Eukaryota; Dinophyceae; Prorocentrales; Prorocentraceae.